This is a messenger RNA of Ailuropoda melanoleuca (giant panda), 1719 nucleotides long. It is a transcript of the gene CD68, whose product is annotated as CD68 molecule. NCBI's taxonomy places the organism in Eukaryota, Metazoa, Chordata, Mammalia, Carnivora, Ursidae. The record is from RefSeq and is a predicted model, not a curated record. Gene Ontology annotation, biological process: establishment of protein localization to organelle. Gene Ontology annotation, cellular component: late endosome membrane; lysosomal membrane; plasma membrane.
AAUUGCCCUUGGGUUGCUUUCCCCCACCUCCCUUCUGACCACGGAGUGGGCACAUCACUGGCUACACCAUGACCUGCUCUGACCGGCUGGACGCAAGCACCAUCAUAAGCACCUCACGUGUCUCGGCCAAGAGGAAGUGGUAGCCGGGAAAAGAACAGAAAAUUACAACCCCCUGAACACACUAUUUCUGGAGAACGGGGGGGGGUGUGGUUUCCCCACUGGCUCUAAUCCCCUGUAGACACAACUGAUCCCCAAGGAUCAACUGCCCCCAAACUCCCAUCUACAUGUGACGUUUUGGAGGCUGGUGGCUCCCACUUGGGAAGCCAGGGCAAUCCCCUCACUGACAAAGUUCAAUGACUAAGGGGUUGGUGGCUGGGGCUGAGGUGCCUGAGUCAGGCUGGGGGCGGACUGUCUCGGUUACCGGAAGUCAAAAGCUUAAUUCCUCCUUUUCCAAAGGCAGGCAGAGGGAAUAGGCUUGAGCGAGCCUCUGGGCAGCCAGAACCGCCCCGAGGCUGAUCUGGCAUGAGGCUGGCCGCGCUAUUCUUGGGGGCCUCGCUGGGGCUGCUGGCAGCCCAGGGGACAGGGAACGACUGUCCUCAUAAAAAGUCAGCCACUCUGCUACCAUCCUUCACGGUGACCCCGACAGCUACAGAAAGCACGGCAAGCCCUGGGACCACGAGCCCCAGAACCACCACCGCAGGUGCCACCAGCCAUGAGCCCAUGACAGCCACUCACAAGCCCCCGACCACCCCCAGUCACGGAAACACCACAGUUCAUCCCACAACGAGCAACAGCACCGCCACCAGCCCGAACGCCUCCACCAGCUCCCCCCACCCGGGCCGCCGCCACCCCCCGCCGCCACCCCCGCCGAGUCCCAGCCCAGGGCCCCAGGAAGCCAUAGGAGACUACACUUGGACUAAUGGUUCCCAGCCCUGCGUUCGGCUCCAAGCCCAGAUUCGGAUUGGAGUUGGGUACCCAACCCAGGGUGGAGGAAAGGCCUGGGGCAUCUCCGUUCUGAACCCCAACAAAACCAAGCCCCAGGGGGGCUGUGAGGGCGCCCACCCCCACCUGCUUCUCUCAUUCCCCUUCGGGCGGCUCAGCUUCGGAUUCGAGCAGGAGCCGCGGCAGGGCGCCGUCUACCUGAACUACCUGGCCCUGGAGUACAACGUGUCCUUCCCGCAGGCAGCGCAGUGGACGUUCUCGGGUCAGAAUUCAUCCCUUCGAGCUCUCCAAGCGCCCCUGGGCCGGAGCUUCAGCUGCAGAAACGCAAGCGUCCUUCUGGCACCAGCUCUGCGCCUGGACCUCCUCCAUCUGAAGCUACAGGCCGCUCAGCUGCCCCCUUCAGGGGCCUUCGGGCCAAGUUUCUCUUGUCCCAGCGACCAAUUCAACCUGCUGGCCCUCAUCAUCGGCUUGAUCUCGCUCGGCCUCCUCACCCUGGUGCUGGUCACAUUCUGCGUCGUCCGGAGACGCUCACCCACCUACCAGGCCCUCUGAGCAUCUGUCCCAACACCAGGUGACACCACGGGGCCCUCCUUUCUCACCACUCAACCGACUCAGAAACAAAGUUACCUUCCCUCUCCGUCUUAAAGAAAAAAAGUAGGGGAAAGGAUGGAGGGGAAAGAUGCUCAUUAAACGUGACACGUUUCUCCUCCCCCGGCCCUGCCUGAACCUCUGUCCUCGGUUUUCCCUGUUCUUCUCGCCAGGAUUAAAAGCUGUGUG